CACUUCAGCACUUUGCAGCAUUUGGCCCGUUUUAUUUUAUCUGUGGCGAUGGGUGGACGUUUGUUUCUUUGUGCAGUCUUAUUGCAGUUGUCAGGGCCCUUGCUAGUUGUCUCAGCUGGAAGCAGUCCUUUGAAGUGUGGCCUGGGCUCUAAACUGUGCCAGGAUGGCUCAGAGUGUGUCCUCUACAACCAUGUCUGUGAUGGAGAAGCAGACUGCAAAGAUGGCUCUGAUGAGGAAGAAUGCUCAUUAGCAUGUGAAACGGACCAGUUCCAGUGCGCCCAUGGAAAGAAGUGCAUAGAGCAGAGCCAGGUGUGUGACGGCGUUUCUCAGUGUCAGGACCGCUCAGAUGAACUGGGAUGCGCCAAACAUAUGGAGGGUUGUGCUCACCAAUGUGAUGACAAGACCCGCUGCAUUCCUAACAGCUUCCUCUGUGACGGGGAGAAGGACUGCUGGGAUAGCAGUGAUGAGGCAAACUGUGCGGAUGAGGGCUGCAGUGCCACUGAGUUUAAGUGUACCGGUGGCCAGUGUGUGUCAGCCACAAUGCGUUGCGAUGGUCACCCAGACUGCUGGGACCGCUCAGAUGAGGAGAGCUGCACCAACGCACCGGCCUGCACCACAAAACACCGCUGCACCCAGAGCAAGGAGUGUCUGUUGCAGGAGUGGAUCUGUGACGGAGAUCAGGACUGUAAAGAUGGCACAGAUGAGAAGGAUUGUCCCAUGGUUCCACUGAACUGCGGCGAGUUCCAGUGGUCUUGUAAAUCCAAGACAAAAUGUAUCCCUACAGCCUGGAGGUGUGAUGGCAUGAAGGACUGUGAUGAUGGCAGUGAUGAGACUGAAUGUACGGUGGUGACAUGCCUCCCUCACCAGUUCCAGUGUGGCAGCCAGGAGUGCCUGGAUCCAGUCCUGGUGUGCAACGGCAUUACCAACUGCGCAGAUGGCUCAGACGAGGGAGGCAGCUGCCAGAUAAACUGUGCAGAGGCAGAUAACAGCCGCUGCUCCCAGAGCUGCUACAGCACGCCACAGGGGACGCGUUGUCACUGUGCAGCAGGGUUCAGGCUCAUGGACGACGGGCUGACCUGUGCUGAUAUUGAUGAGUGUGAAGGCUGGAGCCCAGGUGUGUGCAGUCAGCUGUGCAUCAACACUCCAGGCUCAUACCAGUGCAGCUGUCACCCAGGCUACAUAAUGGAGGCAGGUGGACACCAUUGCAAGAUCACAGGUGAACCCUUCCUGUUGGCGUCAAUCCAAACCGACCUCUUCAUGUUUGGCCUCCGCAGUGGCAGCCUAGACGUAUUGUCCUCCAGUGCUAAAAAGGCCAUCCUCUCCCUGGACUAUGACUGGAGGGAGCAGAGGGUCUUCUGGGUCAGUCUUGACACUGAGGGCAUCAGGUGGUCCUUGCUGGACCAGAAGACCACAGGAACUCUGAUUAAAGGCGUGCGGGCCGAUUCUGUAGCUGUGGAUUGGCUCGGGAGGAACCUGUAUUGGAUCGAUGGAGUGAACAGUCAGAUUGUUGCCAUCAGACUGGCCACAACCACUGUGAAGUCACUGGACCAUAGCGUCAUCCUGGAUGAAGACCUGGAUCAGCCUCGCUCUCUGGCACUGCUGCCACAAAAAGGGCUGAUGUUCUGGACAGAGGUUGGUAACGUUGUGAAGAUAGAGCGUGCUGGGAUGGACGGGUCAGAGAGGAGGGCAGUGGUGAACUCCAGUCUGGGCUGGCCUGGUGGUGUGGCUGUGGACCCCAUCUCUGACAGAGUCUACUGGACAGAUGAAAGGCUGAGGGCAAUUGGAUCUGCAACGCUGGAUGGAGAUGACAUUCAGAUUCUACAGAUGAAAUGGACCACCAACCCAUUCUCCCUGGCAGUGUUCAAUGACAUGCUCUACUGGUCAGAUACCAAGAAGCGAGUGGUGCUGGCUGCUCAUAAAAUCUCUGGCAAAAAUCGUCAAGUUCUCCUGAAAAGACAGAGACAACCUUUUGGUGUAAAGAUCAUCCACCCAUUGCUUCAGAUGGGCAUUGAGAGCCCCUGUGAGAAGAGGGACUGUUCCCACAUGUGUGUGUUAGCCCCAGGACCCAAAGCUGUGUGCAAGUGUCCCUCUGGUCUUUUACUGGCCGAGGAUGGCCUGACCUGCUCCAGCCUGGUCAAUUCAGCUUUCAUGCUGAUGCUGUCUCCCUCCACAGUCACUCAGAUCUAUUUGCAGUCCCGACACACAGCUGCAGAGCUGAAGGGCUGGCCUGAACACCUGGCCCUGCAGGUGCACAGCGUCAACGAGGCAGCCAUCAUGGACUACAGCCUACGUGACCGCACCCUGUUCUUGACGGAUGAUGGCACAACUUCACUCAGCUCCUUCAAGCUGAAGGACUCAGACUUGUCCUCCCAGGGUCAGCUUCUAAAACUCCUGGGUGACACAAUCACCGCCAUGGCCCUGGACUGGGUAACACUUAACGUCUACUGGAGCAGCAACAAACAGCCUCGCCUGCAGGUCACCUCUAUCAAGGCUGCACACACUGCUGUUCUCAUAAAGGAAGGUAUCGGCAGAGUGGAGUCCAUCGCCCUCCACCCUCCCAGUGGAAGGGUUUGUUUCACCAACCUGGGCCUGCAGGGUACAGGUACCAUGGCUACUGUAGAGUGUGCCAACAUGGACGGUGCUGGGCGGAGUGUGGUGUGGAAGGAUGCUGUCCAGCCCGCAUCUCUGGUCUUCUCCAGUAAUGGGGAUACAAUUUACUGGGCUGACACUAGUUUAGGGACCAUUGGCUCUGUCCAGCUUGAUGGAUCUGGAUACAGAGAGCUGAAGACUGGUGAUGGCCUGGCUGCUGUGGCUCUGAGUGAUGACACACUGCUCUGGAUGACUGUCCGUGACAAAACCAGGCUCUGGUACAGAGAUGAGCAGCAGGAGAGCAAGUUGUGGUUUGAGGUCGGCACAGAGAUGGUCAGCUUAAAGGCGUUCAGCAACUCCAGUCAGACAGGUUCAAACCAGUGCACAGACAACGGCAACUGCCAGCACUUAUGCCUCGCCACCCCAGGAGGUCGGACAUGCAAGUGUGCACAUGACCACAUACUUGUGCAUGACACCCAGUGCAACCCGGAGCAGCGCUGCCCAAGUGGCACCAGGCCCUGUCUGGAUCAACUCUCAUGCCAACCUGUUGAGAAGUUCUGUAACAGGCACAUUGACUGCUAUGACCACUCAGAUGAGAACUGUGUUAGUGUGAAGCAGUGGUCAGGAGCCAAGGUUCCUGCUCUCACCUGGGCCCACAGCUCCUCUCCUCCACCCUCCCCUCUUCCUGGUCUCUCUGGAGUCUCUGGCCCUAACACCACCCUGAAUGAAAGCAGUCAGCUCAGGAACCUGGCUGCCCAGGAGUGCAGCCAGAAACACUGCAGUGGCAACGGACGCUGUGUGGAGACCACUGGAAACUCUGCUUGUGUGUGUUCACUCGGCUACAGUGGAGAUUCUUGUCAAGACCAUCUUCUAAAGACCAUGCAGGGUCCCAUUGUCUAUGGCGCUGCAGGGCUCUGUGCAGGAGUUGUGGUCAUUGCUGUGAUGGCAGUGGUGGUUAAGAGGAGGAAGAGUGCCAACAGAAGGAGAGCUCGCCCAGCAGCAGCGAAGGAAACAAGUAUGACUGAUCUGGAGAACAAAGCUGAGACCACCCCAAGUACACAACCUUCCCCGGUAGACACAGUCAAACCAGAGGAAGUGGCAUCUUCUGUGGACUGAGGCAGAUUCAUGGGCAAGCAGCGUUUUAAAUAAAACUGUUUGCAUUUUC
Molecule: messenger RNA, 3754 nt
Organism: Dicentrarchus labrax (European seabass)
Lineage: Eukaryota; Metazoa; Chordata; Actinopteri; Moronidae
Gene: lrp13a
Product: low-density lipoprotein receptor related-protein 13
Exons: 19
Coding region: 49-3705 (1218 amino acids)
Molecular function (GO): protein binding; calcium ion binding
Source: RefSeq, a predicted model, not a curated record